This is a messenger RNA of Hypanus sabinus (Atlantic stingray), 3020 nucleotides long. It is a transcript of the gene hsd17b4, whose product is annotated as hydroxysteroid (17-beta) dehydrogenase 4. The coding region runs from base 81 to 2288 and encodes 735 amino acids. The record is from RefSeq and is a predicted model, not a curated record. Gene Ontology annotation, molecular function: oxidoreductase activity. The transcript is spliced from 24 exons. Lineage: Eukaryota; Metazoa; Chordata; Chondrichthyes; Myliobatiformes; Dasyatidae.
GUUUGGAACUACGCCACCCAGGGUGCAGUGCGCGUCGGCAUUGCGUCUGUCAGCGGCGUCCGGCGAGCGAGGGCUGAGAAAUGGCCGCUUCGCUGCGCUUCGACGGGAAGGUGGCACUGGUGACGGGGGCUGGAGGAGGUUUAGGAAGAGAAUAUGCAUUAUUAUUUGCAGAAAGAGGAGCUUCUGUUGUUGUAAAUGACCUUGGUGGUGACUUCAAAGGACAAGGCAAAAGUUCAUCUGCUGCAGAUAGAGUGGUGGAAGAAAUAAGGGCAAAAGGAGGCAAUGCUGUGGCCAACUAUGAUUCCGUUGAAGAAGGAGAAAAGGUUGUUCAGACUGCUUUAGAUGCCUAUGGAAAGAUUGAUAUUGUUGUUAACAAUGCUGGGAUUAUAAGGGACCGUUCUUUUGCGAGGAUGAAUGAUUAUGAUUGGGAUUUAAUCCAGAGAGUUCAUUUGAGGGGUUCAUUCAAAGUCACAAGAGCAGCAUGGAGCCACAUGAUGAAGCAAAAGUAUGGCAGAAUUAUUAUGAUCACAUCUGCUUCUGGAAUUUAUGGUAACUUUGGACAAGCAAAUUACAGUGCUGCUAAACUAGGACUCGUGGGACUGGCAAAAACCUUGGCUGUCGAAGGUCAAAGAUACAAUAUCCAUUGCAAUACUAUUGGUCCACUGGCCAGUUCCAGAAUGACUCAAUCUUUUUUUCCUCCAGACUUGAUGGAUAUUCUCAAACCUGAGCUUGUAGCACCUUUGGUGCUCUGGUUGUGCCAUGAAAGUUGCAAAGAAAGUGGUAGCUUAUUUGAGGUGGGAGCAGGCUGGAUUGGGAAAUUGCGUUGGGAGCGAACUCAAGGUGUUAAAGUAACACAGAAGAAUCAACAAAUGACCCCUGAAGCAGUGCGUGACAACUGGGAACACAUCUGUAACUUUGAUAAUGCAUUCAGCCCCAAAAGUACUAAAGAUGCACUUCAGGACCUAAUGAGCAGGGUUUACACUGAAGAAGAUAUCUCCACAAAUCUGACCAGUAGCCCAGUGCAGACUAGCACGUCAGGCAUCAAUCCAAUUGAAGCUAUUGGGAAAAAAACGCCUUUGAAUACAUAUACCUACAACAAUCUUCAGCCUAUUCUCUAUGCCCUUGGUGUUGGCAUGACCACAAAGGAUCCAGAUCACUUGAAAUUUCUUUAUGAAAGAAAUGAAGGGUUCUCUUGUUUGCCUACUUUUGGAGUAAUUCCUGCCCAAGAUUCCCUUAUUGAUGGUCUUGGAUCACUUCCUGGACUGAAUAUCAACUUCUCAAAGGUGUUACAUGGGGAACAAUAUCUGGAGCUAUACAAGCCUCUGCCAACUUCAGGGACACUGAAAUCAGAGGGUGCCAUUGCAGAUAUUCUUGAUAAAGGAUCCGGUGCUGUUAUAAUUCUAGAUGUUCAUACUUACAAUGAAGGAGACUUGAUCUGUUAUAACCAGUUCUCUGUAUUUGUUGUUGGAGCUGGAGGCUUUGGUGGAAAAAAGACGUCUGAUAAAGUUAAGGUUAUUGUGCAGCCUCCCAAUAGACCGCCUGAUGCUGUGGUCAGUGAUACGACUAGUAUAAACCAGGCUGCUUUGUAUCGAUUGAGUGGAGAUUGGAACCCUCUGCACAUAGAUCCAACUUUUGCAUCUUUUGGAGGGUUCAGAAAGCCUAUUCUGCAUGGAUUGUGUUCCAUGGGGUUUGCUGCUCGGCAUGUCUUAAAGCAGUAUGCAAAUAAUGAUGUGACAAAAUUCAAAGCAAUCAAGGUUCGUUUUGCAAAGCCAAUCAUUCCUGGACAAACAAUAGAAACUGAAAUGUGGAAAGAAGGAAACCGCAUCCAUCUUCGGUCAAAGGUAAAAGAAAACAAUGAGACUAUGCUUACUGGAGCAUAUGUGGAUCUGGAAGACACUGUGAUUCAGCCCAGAGCUAAUGAUACUGGCAUGAGAGCAGAACUGCAAAGUGAUCUAGUGUUUGCAGAACUUAGUCGCCGCAUUAAAGAUGUUGGCAGGGAGAUGGUUAAAAAAGUGAAUGCAGUGUUCCAAUGGGAUAUCACAAAAGAUGGGAAGACAGCAAGACAGUGGACUAUUGACCUUAAGAAUGGUUCUGGAGAAUUGUAUCAGGGAGCGGCACGGCAUCAGGCUGACACUACCUUGCUGUUAUCAGAUGAAGAUUUCAUGCAAGUGAUAUCAGGAAAGCUUAAUCCUCAAAAGGCUUUCUUUUCUGGCAAGCUGAAUAUCAAAGGAAACAUCAUGAACAGCCAGAAGCUUGAAAUGAUCCUUAAAGAUUAUGCAAAACUAUAAGAAAAUCAUGACUUUGAGAAUAUGUUUCUGUCCCUCUGUCUUUGAAGUACAGUAAUGAAACUCCUCAAAUGGUAAAUUUUCCCAAAUUACUCACUGGCUAACAGUUUUCUGCUUUUCAUUCAUUUGUUUGCUUCAGGUUGUAGCAGGAUGGUGAUCAUUCUUAAAUGACAGAAGAUAAAUUGUCUAUUAUUUCUGUACUUUGUGUAAUGGCCUUGAUUUUCUUAGUGUUUGUAUUAUUUACAAUGUUCAGAACAAAAAUUGCUCUGUAUUUUUUUUCUGUAAAACAUCACUGUUUUUGAGGAAUGGAGACAGUUGGGGAGAGCAUCCACUUAUGUGCUUGCUUCAGGCGGCUGCUGGAUUUAAAACAUUCAGAGGAAGCUGUUUUUGACUAAACAGUUGUAGUUAUAUUCUCGGACACUUCCUCAAAUUGGAAAGGUAACUUGCUGCUGCUGACAUGCCUUCCUUCCUUUGUUUCAGUUUAACAGUUUUAAUUCUGAAUAAAUUGUCAUUUAAAAUUUAUGAAAAGAAUUGUGGUUGAUAUUGCAUAUGUGUAUCUUUUCCAAAAAAACUGAUAAUUUAUAUUAAUUUUAAUGUGAUGGAAAUGUAAUCUAGAUAGGUGGGUUUGUAUUUCACUGUUGUGAAUGCACUAAUUGAAGUUUGUCUGUAUUUGGCUCAAUUGGAAGAAAUGAACUAUGCUAAGCAAUCUAAAUAAAGGAGACACUGAGGACCAAA